This is a messenger RNA of Malurus melanocephalus (red-backed fairy wren), 421 nucleotides long. RefSeq names its product histone H2AX. The transcript has a single exon. Gene Ontology annotation, molecular function: DNA binding; protein heterodimerization activity; structural constituent of chromatin. The record is from RefSeq and is a predicted model, not a curated record. Gene Ontology annotation, cellular component: nucleosome. Lineage: Eukaryota; Metazoa; Chordata; Aves; Passeriformes; Maluridae. Bases 19 to 414 code for a protein of 131 amino acids.
CAGCCGGASCUAAACACCAUGUCCGACCGUGGCAACAGCAUUGAUAAGGCCCGCGCUAGGGCCAARUCUCGUUCGUUACGGGCUGGGGGGCUCUUCCCGGUCGGGCGCCUUCACCGCCUGCUGCGGCGCGGGCACUCCGCGGACCGGGUGGGGGCUGCUGCGGCCCCGUACCUGGCAGCUGUGCUCGAGCACCUGACGGCUGAGAUCCUGGGGCUSGCGGGCAACGCUGCACACGACGAGACGCUUGCCGUGCGCAAUGACGAGGAGCUAAACAAGCUACUUGCCGGUGUUACCAUAGCACAGGACGGCGUCCUGCCCAACAUCCAGGCCGCGCUGCUGCCCAAAGGUGGCGGUGGCACAGGCUGCGCCAAGGCAGGCAAGAAAGGCAGCGGGCAGCAGUCGCAGGAGUACUAGGUCUGCU